AUGAAUGAUAUCACUUAUAUUAAUGACAAACAAACUGAUGAGCAAACUGACAUACAAAUAAUAAAUGAAGAUGAUGAACUAACAAUUCCUGAAACUUCACUUGCUAUGAAUAGUAAUAAGAAACAAAAAAUAACAAAACUAGAUAAAAAAAAACCAUUGACCAGUUCUGUAUGGAAUCACUGUAAACGAACCAAUCAUCCAAGUGAUCCUACACUUAAAAUUGCCACUUGUCAGUACAAAUUUACUAGUGGUAAGAAUGCUGGUGAAAUUUGCAGUCAUAUAAUAGAAACAAAAGGACCAACAGGAAAUAUACAUGCACAUCUUAAUAGUCAUGGUAUAACAAAUUCAUCAAACCCAUCUAUUACAUCCAUAGUCAAACCACCAACACAAAAAACAUUGGAUUCAAUUGUAAUGCAUAAUCCUAUCAAACAAAAAGAACUUAUUCAACUAUUAGUCAUGUGGAUAAUUGAAGAUCAACAACCAUUAUAUAUUUUACAAAAUAGAGCUUUUAAAAGAUUUAUUAACAUUACAUUUGAUUUAUGGACAGCACAAAGUGGUAAGGGAUAUUUAGGUAUUACAUGUACUUUUGUUGAUGAAUCUUUUCAUCUUCAAGAAGUUGUAUUAGCAUGCAAAAGACUUGAGUAUCCACAUACAUCUGAAGUGAUUAAAGAAUCAUUACUUUCAAUUUUUGCAACUUGGGGUGUAGAACACAAAGUAUUUGCCUAUACUACUGACAAUGGUAGUAACAUGGUGAAACUUUCAAGAAUUAUUCCUUCAGAAAGAUUAAUUAAUGCACAAAAAACUUUAAAAAAUUACAAUAAGGAACUAGAAGAAAAUGAUCAGUACCUACAACUCAUAUCAGAUGUAGAAACAUGUUGGAAUUCAUCUUACCUUGCAUGGAAAUGUUUAAUUCAAAUUCAAGAUCUCAUUACAAUGAUGAAAGUUACCUUAACAUAUGAAAAUCAAGAUGCUGAUACAAAAAAAGAUGGACGACGAUUGAAAGAAAUUGAUUUGAGCACUGAUGAAUGGGAUACUAUCAAAAAGCUUUUAAAGAUAUUAGAACCAUUUGCCAAAGCAACUCAGUAUUUAGGUGGUGGUAAAUAUGUUUCAGUGAGUUUUAUCUAUCCAAUAAUAUAUGAUCUUAAAAAGCAAUUUCAGCCAUUUGCAACUGAUAUGGAUUUAAAUACAACAAAUGAUGCAUUUGAAGAUGAAACAAUACCAGAAGAUGAUAAUGAAGAGGUAAUUGAAAUUAAUACUUCACAACGUCGUAUUAAAGUCCGAUAUCCUCAAGAUUGUUCUGGUUUAAUACAAAAAAUAAAAGGGUCUCCUUAUGAUGCAUUAAAUCAUUAUUGGAAAGUUGAUGAAACAGAAAUUAUGAUUGCCACUAUACUUGAUCCACAAACAAAAACCAUGCAGUUUGGCGAUGACAAUCUCUAUGAAAAAACAAAAGAAGAGUUAACAUUCCAAUAUAACCUUUUCAAGUCAGCAAACUCAGAUGAUGAACAGCCAGAAUCUUCCAGCUCUCAUGCCAAUUUAAAUCAAACUCAUAAACAAAAUUAUAUUUCUGGUUUAUUUAAAAAAAAUGCAGAUAGUGAAGGAGAACUUGAAGAAUAUUUCAAUCAUACUCAAAUUGAUUGGGAUGCUAACCAAUUUGAGUGGUGGGAUAUGUACAAAUCAAAAUUUCCAAUUUUAUCAAAUUUAACAUGA
Molecule: messenger RNA, 1707 nt
Organism: Entrophospora candida
Lineage: Eukaryota; Fungi; Glomeromycota; Glomeromycetes; Entrophosporales; Entrophosporaceae
Source: the annotation of a GenBank genome assembly